AUGGCAAACAAGUGGCUGCUAUGGCUGACCCUGUCUGCCAUCGUAGCGGCUUGGCAGAGCGAGGCAAAGUAUGCUGUGAACUCCAUGUCUCAGAUUCCUGGGAAAAUAACAGGAGUGAAUCCCAUCCACAAUGGCCAGGUUUGCAGUACAUGGGGUAACUUCCACUUCAAGACCUUUGAUGGGGAUGUCUACCAGUUGCACUCCACCUGCAACUAUGUCCUGGCUUCCUCAUGCAGGAGCACUUACAAUGACUUCAACAUCCAGAUAAGGAGACACGAGGCUGACAGUCAUCCCACCAUCAAAAACAUCAUCAUGAAGCUGGAGGGUUCAGUGGUGGAGCUGUCCAAGGGCUCAGUGGUCAUUGAUGGCAACUUAGCUGCUUUACCGUUCAGUCGAGCAGGAGUGUUCAUCGAGAAAACUCCUACCUACAUCAAAAUCAAAGCAAACCUGGGACUGGUUGCUAUCUGGAACGAGGAGGACUCUUUUCUGGUGGAGCUAGACUCAAAGUACAGGAACCAAACCUGUGGUCUCUGUGGAGACUUUAAUGGGAUCCAGCUGCACAACGAGUUCUACAGUCAUGGUGUGAAACUUUCCCCCAUGGAUUUCGCCAGCUUCUGGAAAAUGGAUGGUCCCACUGAAAGCUGCUCCGACUACACACUGGAAUCAGUACAAAGCUGCAAUGACAUGAAACCUCUGUGUGAGCAGAUCCUCACAGGGCCAGCCUUCAACACCUGUCACAAUCUGCUGGACAUCAGCGCCUUCACCGCUGCCUGUAUUGCUGACCUCUGUCACUGUGGCAACGGGGGAGAAACACGCGCAGACCCCUUCUGCCUGUGCAACACUGUGUCUGAGUUCUCCAGACAGUGUGUCCAUGCUGGUGGCAAACCCAACAACUGGAGGACCAAAAUGCUCUGCUGGAAGUCGUGUCCUGACAAAAUGGAGUACAGAGAGUGUGGAAGUCCCUGUGCUGAUACCUGUUCCAACCCAGAGGCCAGCCGCACCUGUGACAACCACUGUAUCGACGGAUGCUUCUGCCCUGCAGGCACGGUGUUGGAUGAUUUAAAUGGAAAAGGUUGUGUUCCACUGAGCCAGUGCUCCUGCAGCUACAACAGCAAGAUCUAUGGACAUGGAGAAUCAUACACCAGUAACUGCAAAAAAUGUGUGUGUGAGAGCGGUCAGUGGAAAUGUGCGGAGGAGAACUGUCCAGGAAUCUGCUCUGUAGAGGGAGGAGCUCACGUCAACACCUUCGAUGGAAAGGCCUACACCUUUCAUGGGGACUGCUCCUACAUUCUGGCCAAGGACUGCAGUGGAACCAGGUUUGUGAUCCAGGGAGAACUGGUGCAGUGUGGACUGACCGAGAGUGAGACUUGCCUCAAGUCUGUUACCUUAGGUCUGUCUGGAGGGGCAAAUGUGAUCACCAUCCAGCCCGAUGGCAAAGUUUUUGUGAAUGGCAUCUACGCUCAGUUACCAUUUUCUGCUGCUGGGAUUUCCACCUUCAGAGCAUCUUCUUUCUACCUGCUGGUCCAGACAUCAGUUGGUGUUCUGCUGGAGGUGCAGCUGCAGCCAGUCAUGCAGCUCUACAUCAGAAUGACCAGUGACUACAAGGACAAGACUUGUGGCCUGUGUGGGAACUUCAACAGUAACCAGGCUGAUGACUUCCUUAAGCUCAGCGGUGUUCGAGAUGCCACAGCAGCUGGUUUUGUCAACAGCUGGAAGACACAUGGUGGUUGCGCAGAUGUUAAGAGCAACUUUGAGAAUCCCUGCAGCCUCAGUCUGGACAAUGAGAAGUACGCCAUGCACUGGUGCUCCAUGCUAAGUGAUCCCCAAGGAGUGUUUGCCCCCUGUCACUCAGAGAUCAGUCCUGACUCUUACAGAGAGAACUGCAUGUAUGACAGCUGUAACUGUGAGAAAAGUGAAGACUGCAUGUGCGCCGCAGUCUCCUCAUACGUCCAUGCCUGUGCAGCUGCAGGAAUCCAGAUCAGCAACUGGAGGAAGACCAUCUGUGGGAAAUAUGCCACCUCCUGCCCAAGGAGCAUGGUCUACUCCUACAACAUCACAUCCAGCGGUCGUACCUGUCGCUGCCUCGGCACCACAGAUCUCAGCUGCCACUUCUCCUUCCCACCAAUUGACGGCUGCGUCUGUGCAGAGGGAACCUACCUGGAUGACUCUGGGAGCUGUGUCCCUGCUAAGGCCUGUCCCUGUUAUGACAAAGGCUCUGUGGUGCCUCCUGGGCAGGUUGUCAACAAGGAUGGGAUCAUGUGCACCUGCAAAGAGGGCAAACUGGUCUGCAUUGGACAGUUUAGUGAGCAACCAACGGCCUGUGUUUCUCCUAUGGAGUUCUUCAACUGCUCUGCUAAUGGUCCAGCUGCAAGAGGAACUGAGUGUGAGAAGAGCUGCAACACAUUAGACAUGGCCUGUGUGACCACGGGUUGCACCUCUGGCUGUAUGUGUCCAGUUGGGAAGGUCUCUGAUGGUAAAGGAGGCUGCAUCAAUCCAGAGGCCUGUCCCUGUAUUCACAAUGGCAUCUCCUACCAGCCUGGAGAGACCACCAGAGUGGACUGCAACACCUGCACAUGUAAAGAUAGAAAAUGGAGCUGCACCACCAAUGAGUGUGACAGUACCUGCUCCGUCUAUGGAGCCGGACACUACAUGACUUUUGAUCAGAAGCGCUUCACCUUUGACGGGAGCUGUGAAUACAUCCUCACUCAGGACUAUUGUGGCAGUGCUCAGAGUAAUGGAACCUUCAGAGUGAUCACUGAGAACGUUCCGUGUGGAACGACAGGAACCACCUGCUCCAAGACCAUCAAGAUCUUCCUGGGGAGUGCACACCUGGUUCUAACAGAGGGACGCUACCAGCUGCUUUCAGGUGGAAAUGAAGAAACAGUCCCAUUCACUUACAGCACUAUGGGCAACUACCUGGUAAUUGAAGCCAACAAUGGACUCAUUCUCAUGUGGGACAGGAAGACCAGCUUGUUCAUCAAGCUCAGCCCGAAAUAUAAGGGUCAUGUUUGUGGGCUGUGUGGCAGCUUUGACGGCAAUGCAAAUAAUGACUUCACAACGAGGUGCCACGCUGUAGUGGUCAGCCCGCUGGUGUUUGGCAACAGCUGGAAGGAUUUACCAACCUGCCCCGACGCUAAGAGCAUCACCAGCCCCUGCACUAACAACCCAUACAGACAGUCGUGGGCCCAGAAACAGUGCAGCAUCAUACAGAGCAACAUCUUCUCUGCCUGCCACUCCAUUGUGGAUCCCUCUCCAUUCUAUGAAGCAUGUGUGUUUGACUCAUGUGCUUGUGACACCGGUGGAGACUGCGAGUGCUUCUGCACUGCUGUGGCCGCUUACGCUGAAUCCUGUAAUCAAGCUGGAGUCUGUGUACGAUGGAGAACCCCUAAAAUCUGCCCCAUCUUCUGUGAUUACUACAAUCCCCCUGGUGAAUGCGAAUGGCACUACAUGCCAUGUGGAUCUCCUUGUAUGAAAACCUGUAGGAACCCUUCAGGCAGCUGCUCUACACAGAUACCUCCAUUAGAAGGUUGCUAUCCAAAAUGUCCUCCUGCUCAGCCCUACUUUGAUGAGGAUACAAUGACAUGUGUUUUAAAAGAACAAUGUGGCUGCUACGAUAACGAGGGGCGACACUAUGAUAAUGGUGACAAAGUGCCAACAACUGAAAACUGUCAUACCUGGUAG
This is a messenger RNA of Seriola dumerili (greater amberjack), 3681 nucleotides long. RefSeq names its product mucin-5B-like. The coding region runs from base 1 to 3681 and encodes 1226 amino acids. Gene Ontology annotation, cellular component: extracellular matrix. The transcript has 27 exons. The record is from RefSeq and is a predicted model, not a curated record. Gene Ontology annotation, molecular function: protein binding. Lineage: Eukaryota; Metazoa; Chordata; Actinopteri; Carangiformes; Carangidae.